This is a messenger RNA of Anguilla rostrata (American eel), 3625 nucleotides long. RefSeq names its product PHD finger protein 23b (gene phf23b). Bases 501 to 1457 code for a protein of 318 amino acids. Gene Ontology annotation, biological process: negative regulation of autophagosome assembly; positive regulation of protein ubiquitination; negative regulation of autophagosome maturation. NCBI's taxonomy places the organism in Eukaryota, Metazoa, Chordata, Actinopteri, Anguilliformes, Anguillidae. The transcript has 5 exons. The record is from RefSeq and is a predicted model, not a curated record. Gene Ontology annotation, cellular component: nucleus.
CCACAAGGGGUCACUCUAGAGUUAGUUGACAAAGAUAAUGAUGGCGCUUGCUUAAGUAAAGCGCGCUGAAGACGACACGGAGACGAAAUUAGAACUUUGUGCUGUCAGGAAAAGGAGUCUUCUUCACGACCCAUGUACUUAAUUGUACAUAGCCAGGGAAACUACUUGCCAAAGUCAGAAACUAAGGGAUUUAGCUACAUAGGAAGCUAGUCUAUUCACAUUGCCAAGAGUUAUUUUUAUGCAACGCCGUGACGGAGAAAUUAACGUUAAGCUAGUUAGCUAGCAAGGCUAGCUGAUUUUUUUGAGCUACUAACGGAUCCUUGAUUUGAGGAUUCAGUCGGUAUUUUUGAGCUUGGGGACAACGGGGCUUACCGUCCCUCAACGUUCACCUUUCCGGCAAAGGUGCUGUCUUGCAGCCGUCUCACCCCCGACUGGGGCUGCAGCUCGGCGAACUGGGUGAAACUCGUAACGCUGCCCGGUGAGGCCUUGCUUGGGCGACAAUGUUCGAAAUAAUGGCUGAGCAUCAAGAUACAAUAUUGAAAUGCAAAACGGAGCCUCUGCCCCCAGAGAGGAGAAAGAGGACAGUGGAGGAUUUCAACAAGUUCUGCAGUUUUGUCCUUUCCUAUGCGGGCUACAUCCCUUCUCCAAAAGAGGAAAGUCCUUGGUCUCCAGCCUCCUCCAGCUCCCCACAUGGCUCUGGGACCUCAGGAGAGCUGGGCAGUAGCAGUGUGGGGGCUAGUUGGGGAGAUGGAAGCUCAGACCUCCGCACCAUCCACACAUUUGUGCGCAAAGCCCGCGCAAACAAAGGCAAGAGCCUGCGUCGCCUGCACUCAGACGGAUCCCUGCUGGACAAGAUGCGCCUCAAGGACUCCCUAUAUGAGGGCCAGGCAGGAAGCAAAAUGGAUCGAAAGAAGGACAAAAAGCUGAAAAAGUUAUCCUUGGGUGCGGGAGGGAGCAAUGGGGGCAGCAGUAACGGGGGAGAAAAACGAGCUCGGAUCAAACGUAGCAAGAACCCCAAACUUCCCAAAUCCCUCAAGAAACUGAAGAGCUCUCCUCGGAGCGAGACAGACUCUGAGACUGGCCCCACCCAGAGGGAGGAGCACAGUGUAGGGGUUGAGCUCACAGAGCAGUGUGCGCCGCCUCAGGGGAUGGAACUGGCCGAGAGGUUGAAGGAGGAAUCGACCAGGGAGGCAGAGAUGAGCUCGAGUGAGGGGGAGACCUGGAUUGCAGAUGAGGACAUCAUGGUGGAGUCAGGUGAUGACUCCUGGGACUUGAUCACCUGUUACUGUGGGAAGCCUUUUGCUGGACGUCCCAUGAUUGAGUGCAACCAGUGUGGAGUCUGGGUACAUCUGUCCUGUGCAAAGAUCAAGAAGUCCAACGUGCCCGACAUCUUUUUUUGCCACAAGUGCAGAGACUGCCGCCUGGACCGACGAUCUGGGCAUAAGAAAGACCCGUAAACCCAGAACGUGAGACAGAUGGAACCACCCACUCAGCACUGUCUUUUCUGUGACCGUCCCAUGUUCUCCACCCCUCUAUUCUGAGAUACAUUUUCUUUUUCUUUUUGUUGAAACAAUACUCAGUUGUGCCCACAACAACUAGUUAUCCCUAAUCAUUCACAUGGAUGGAAGCUGCAUAGUUGGGUCUAAUUAGUGAACAUCUCAAACUGGCUCUAUAACAGAAGUCAUUUCUGUGUAUUUGAUAAGAUUUCUUCUCCAACAAAGUACAGCCAAACUGCUGAAGGUCUGAAAAGCUGCCAGUGGAAAUUGAUAGAUGGAAUGAAAGUGGAACAUCAACUUUACAACCACAGUGCUUAUCCCAGGUAGCAUGUCCUCGCUAGCUGACAAGUAAACCUUUUAACUUCUUUAUGGAUAAACCUGUUUAGUCAUCUUAAGUUAAAUCAGAGUUUUGUAUCGUGGUUACUCAGAUUGUCAUUGGAUAUGGUGUGCCUUUUUGAAUAAAAUUGUGUUCUAUUCAGCAGGGUGUAAAAAUGAAGGACCAGAAAAUCAUAGAAGGGCUGCUUUGUUCAAUUAAGCCUUCAUAAGAAAGAUGUUUCUGUGUGGUUUCCCUCCAGGACGUGAAUGAGAAGGGGCUUUCUUCCUUUCUUCCUUAGAAGAUCAGUCUUGUGUGCUACCCUUGUGCUUACAACAUACUUUUUACUUGCACUCCAAAAACCACCUCUACAGACGGUGAAGCUAUCACUAGAGAAAUCUUACAAUGUCCCCUUAAAAAACCACGUGGGGACCUGAAUUGCUUUUCAGUUUUCUUCACACCUACAAUGAUAUUAGGCUAGUGGGGGGAUGAUUUUUAAGAUUGUGUUCUCCCAGAUUCUCUGAAUCUGUUUGACAGCUCUGUGACGCAAAUGAAAUCAUUUUUUAAAAACAGUUAAAUGGUUUGUUUCAUGAAUUCCAGUCAAAGGAGGGACUCCGCCCCUGACCAGCAUUUUGUUGAGUGGUGAGUUAGCAUUGUAGUGGUACUCUCUCACUCAUGACGUGUCUGUUAGGGUGUUUGUGAAUUAACCAACUAGGAUGUCCUGCUUCAGCAGAGCAUGAAGGUGUACAUGGAUCUUUGUAUCAAACUAUUAUGUAAGAUCUCCCGUGAUGUGAGCAUCUGCACUUAAAAACCCAAGAUCAGAUUUCUCUUGUGUACGGUGUUACUGUGUAUUGUGUUUGAAGCAACUGCCAUGGGGUUCUCUGUGUCUUGGGUCUGUAAUCCAGUCUGUAACCCGGACAUUUAUCAGUUUAUUGUGUUUAUUGUUAUGCAUAAUUACAGGUUUUCUCUGCCAUAGAACGUCACUGUCCACUAGUCAUUUUAUACUCUUGAGAUGGGUGCAGCAAUGUCAGCAGUUUUUCAAGUCAACACGGAAAGGUGCCACUACUCAAAAAGAUGCAGCUCAGUGACUCCUUUAUGGAGCUCCGUUAAAGUGGGAAUAUGCUACUUGUUUUCUGAAUAGUUUUGUGGUUGCUCAAAGUAACCCUGUAAUUGAAUCUCCUAUAUUCCUGCAAAGUUGAAAUAGGAUUCCAGGUUCAAACUGGCAGUUGGAAGGUUAUUUUUUGUGUUAACAAGAAUCCGCUGCUUUUGGAGGGCUGUGUGGAUUUUGAGGUGGUUGGUUGAAGGGAAGGUCGGGAGGGAUCCUCCUAAUGUUGUGGCUCUUUUAUUAGUUGCUGCAAUUGAUUACUUGAUGGCUGUAAUUUAUUUUUUCCCAUGUCUUUUUUUUUUUUUUAUUUUUUUUUUUUUUAAUGAUUCAUCCUGUAAAGCUGGUGGAUGUCUCCCAAAAACAGUUUAAGACAAAUGAGGCACUAUAACAAGCCCCAUUUUGAUUGUUUCUCCUUUAUUUUUUUGUGUACAGAAAGUCAGUUGAUGCCAGAGGUUUGUGGCUUAAUCUUUUCGUUUUCUGUUUUUUGGUUUACAUUUUUUUUUGGUUGAGGGGGAAGUCAGGUUUAGUGCCCAAAAAGGAACCCCACUCUCACCGCCAUUUCCCCCCUCACCCUGUAUAUAUCCUGCCUUUCUGAUAAUUGUAUAUAUGUGAAGGUAAAAAGAUAAAAGCCAAGCAAAUGUUAUAUUUUCAGCAUCUGAUAUUGUUUUCUUUAGUAUCUGUAGCUUGAUAAAUAAACUUUUUUGGGGAGUU